This is a messenger RNA of Mycena citricolor, 1271 nucleotides long. NCBI's taxonomy places the organism in Eukaryota, Fungi, Basidiomycota, Agaricomycetes, Agaricales, Mycenaceae. The record is from the annotation of a GenBank genome assembly.
CCAGAUUAAAUCCUUUUGCUCCUCCUCCAUCUUGCGAAUCCCCCUCCGUCCACCUCCUCCAAAACGUCUCUCCGCCGCACUACCCCUACAUCCUUGUCGCCCAGCUCGUCAGUAAGCGUCAGGAUGGCCCAACCGAGUUCGACCCACCAUGAUCGCACCGAGCGCGACCGCGACCGCGACCGUGACCGUGAACGUCACCAUCGCAGUGAACGAUCUUCCUCGCACCACCACCACCGCACCAUUUCUUCUACAACUCUUCUCCUCGUUCUUUCCCUUGUCCUGGCCGGCCUAGCCAUCAUGCUUUCCCUGCCACGACAGCAGCAGUACCCCGCCGACCCUGCGACCGAAACCAGUUCGAACGGGGUCUGGGGAUACUUGUCGCCCAAGCGCACGCAAGCUCUUAUCUCUCGUGAAGGAGCUGUUGCCAGCCGUGAGGCUGAAGUAGCGCGUCGUGAAGCAGAGCUUCUCGUCGGUGCCCCUGGUGGCAUCCCUUCCUGCCCCCCAUGUGCUGCAACGACUGUAUACGAAACAGUCAGCCCCCUGCGCAGACGAUCAUCCAGGAGAUUGUCAAGGAGGCAUCCCUCACACCUCCUGGCUGGGCCGCAGGGAGAGCCGACGAGAUUCUUGACCGCGAGUUGCGCAUUGCCGAACGCGAGCGUGAUAUCAGCAAGCGCGAAGAAGUCGUGAACCGACGUGAACACGACGCGUCGCGACGCGAAGGGUGGAUCAUGGAGCAACUUAUUGCUCUCGGUAACGACCAACCGGAAGCCGUCGAAGAGGAGUACAUUUACGAACCGAAACGAAAAGCCAAGGUUAUCCACCAACUUCCUCCCAUUGAAUAUUCUGCCCCCGAGGUUACGACUGUCGUUCAAACCCAAACUGUCACUGUUCCAGCACCAGCUAACACACGCCGAGCCGCAUCCCCCGUUGCCCAAGUCGUCGACUCGUCGUACAGCACUGCCAUCCCGAAGACGACCGCUGUUGAAAUCAUUCAUGAAACAAUGAUGGAUGAGGAUGAGAUGCAGACUGUCACGAUGGUUCGAGGCCCAAGAGCGACACGGCGGCCUCGUGGUUGGUUCGGUGGCUGGUAGACCUGGCUUGUGACUCUUUUUUCUUUUUCUUUAUUGUUCCCUACCUCUCUUGUUACGCAGCGCGACCCCUUCCCCUCCUCUCAUGUCCGUUACGAUACUAAUGGUGGAUACUUACAUACAUUGAUGACUGUAGAAUUAGUGCUCAUGUCUUGAUUACAACGCGAUAAAUCUAUCUAUCAA